AUAACACUGCAAGUUACAAACAGGAUCCGUCAAAAGAGGAAUGGGUUUAACUAUUGACCAAAUGUAGUUUAACAGCUUAACUUACCCUCCUUGGAAAACUGGUGAUUGCAGCGUAUUUAACAGAAAUCCAUAUAAACCUGUGUUUGGUGCUUGUGCCAGGGGCCUCGCAGAGCCAGACCCCUUAAGAAAAGUAAAUAGGAACCUCACAGAGAAAGCCAGCUUUCCCUUCUGCCCUUUCCCCCUCUUCUCGCUGGCACAGUUAAUCCGAAUUAUAGUUUGCUCAAAUAUUUGGAAGUGAAUUUAGGGCCCUCCCCCCCAACUUAUGAUUUUAUAGCCAAUAGGUGAUGAGGUUUAUUUGCAUAUUUCCAGUCACAUAAGCAGCCGUGCAGUGGAAACAGUGUCAGACUCAGUUCCUCCUCCUCCUCCUCCUCCUCCUUCUCCUCCUCUAGGGAAGCCUGCCAUUUCCAGCCACUCUGCCCUCCCCUCUGAAGAGCCACUUGCCCCACGCCAGACUGCGGCUCCAGCCCGCUCCUGCCUCGGGCUCAGCCGGUCUAUCAGUCCAUCGACGCUCCCGCCGGUGCCGGGUAGCCCCUAGAGGGACGCGCCCCGCGAUGGAGAGCAAAGCACUGCUCCUGGUGGGUCUGGGCUUGUGGCUCCAGAGUCUGGCCGCCGCCGACAAAAUUAUAGGAGGAAGAGAUUUUAGAGACAUCGAAAGUAAAUUCGCUCUGAGGACCCCUAAAGACACAGCUGAGGACACUUGCCACCUCAUUCCUGGAGUGACAGAAUCUGUGGCUAACUGUCACUUCAACCAAAGCAGCAAAACCUUUGUGGUGAUCCACGGCUGGACGGUGACAGGAAUGUAUGAGAGUUGGGUGCCAAAACUUGUGGCUGCUCUGUACAAGAGGGAACCAGACUCCAAUGUCAUUGUGGUGGACUGGCUGUCACGGGCCCAGCAGCAUUAUCCAGUGUCUGCGGGGUACACCAAGCUGGUGGGAAAGGAUGUGGCCCGGUUUAUCAACUGGAUGGCGGAGGAAUUUAACUAUCCUCUGGACAAUGUCCAUCUCUUGGGAUACAGCCUUGGAGCCCAUGCUGCUGGCAUUGCGGGAAGUCUGACCACUAAGAAGGUCAACAGAAUUACUGGUCUAGAUCCAGCUGGCCCCAACUUUGAGUAUGCAGAAGCUCCAAGUCGCCUUUCCCCUGAUGAUGCGGAUUUUGUAGACGUCUUACACACAUUCACCAGAGGAUCACCUGGCCGAAGCAUUGGGAUCCAGAAACCAGUAGGGCAUGUUGACAUUUACCCUAAUGGAGGCACUUUCCAACCAGGGUGUAACAUUGGGGAGGCUAUUCGUGUGAUUGCAGCGAGAGGCCUUGGAGAUGUGGACCAACUAGUGAAGUGCUCCCACGAGCGCUCCAUUCAUCUCUUCAUUGACUCUCUGUUGAAUGAAGAAAAUCCAAGUAAGGCUUACCGGUGUAAUUCAAAGGAAGCCUUUGAGAAAGGGCUCUGCCUGAGCUGCAGAAAGAACCGUUGCAACAACUUGGGCUAUGAGAUCAAUAAGGUCAGAGCCAAAAGAAGUAGCAAAAUGUACCUGAAGACUCGUUCUCAGAUGCCCUACAAAGUCUUCCAUUACCAAGUAAAGAUACAUUUUUCUGGGACUGAAAGUGAUGUACACACCAACCAGGCCUUCGAGAUCUCUCUAUACGGCACUGUGGCCGAGAGUGAGAACAUCCCUUUCACACUCCCUGAAGUUUCCAUAAAUAAGACAUACUCCUUCCUGAUUUACACGGAGGUGGAUAUUGGAGAACUGCUAAUGUUGAAACUCAAAUGGAAGAGCGAUUCAUACUUCAGCUGGUCAAACUGGUGGAACAACCCUGGCUUUACUAUUCAGAAGAUCAGAGUAAAAGCAGGAGAGACUCAGAAAAAGGUGAUCUUCUGCUCCAGGGAGAAGGUGUCUCAUCUGCAGAAAGGAAAGGCCCCGGUGGUAUUUGUGAAGUGCCAUGACAAGUCUCUGAAUAAGAAGUCCGGCUGAAACUGCAAAUCUUCAGAAGGAAGAACAUCACAUGAAUUCUGUAAAGAAGGAAGUAACUUUUAUAAAAGGUGCCCAGUGCUUUAGGUAGUUAAAAGUGGAGUUUCCUGAGUAUUAAUUCCAGCUAUAUCCUUAUUAGUUAUUUUAGAAGACAGUCUCAAAUACUAAAAAGUGGCUAAUUCAGUUUAAGGAACAUAGUAGUCAAAUAGCACAUGUUCCAAUAUUAAAAGACAGUAGAUAUGAAAAGCACUGCAUUUUGCUCUUUGAGAAAGAAAUAAGAAUUGUUUGGGCCCAUGGUAAAAUAAUAAAACCUUUUAGUGUAGUGAGUUUAGCCAUCGCCUAAAAUUUAAUAGAACCUCCUAUUUUAUUUGAAAUUCUUCGUUUUCUGUACUGAUACUUUCUCAAAGUUUUCUCCAAGUCUGAAUAUAGAAAAUGAUUUUUACGGCAUGAGUCGAACCCAUUUACUUACCAGUCAAAACACCUGACUACUUUGGAAACUUCUCCUCUUGCCGUUGGGAGGUAGCCCAGGUGGUUAGCUAGGGCCUAGUGCCGUGGAGGGAGGGAUGGAGAAAGGCGCUCAUAAAGCACUGAAUCCUUAAACGCUCCCUGCGGUUGGUUACAUCGUAACUAAGUUACAAACUAAAGGAGAAAUAAAAUUUAAAUAAUUGAGUCUUACUGGGCUUUACAGCUUAUUGCUUCAUCUCUCCCCUCCUUUUCCUGCUUUUCUCGAUUGUAUUUUAACAAUGUUCUCUGGGUAGGUGUUUAAAAUCAGCCUGUUAUCCUCAGCUUACAGAUAAUUUUAACUAUGGAGAAAGAAAAUACCAUAAUUUUAUUAUCAGACUUUCAAAAUUAUAUUUAUCAAUUUGAAGUCAUUUAAUAUCUGAUAAUUACUAUUUAAUUUCAGGCCUGUCUUAGUCAUUUGUUAGUCAUACUUCGAGAAUAUCUCCUUCUUCCCUGGUUUUGAUAAGAAAACGUGUUCAAGGUCAAAUUUUGCAUCAGGCAAACUCCUACAAAUUUUAGACAAGGACCAUUUUUAUUAAGUAAAGAGAUGGGAAAGUUGCUAGGCUGUAUUCAUAAACAGUGCUUAAAACCGUUGUGGGCAAUUAAAAGACGCUUCAAUUGUCAUAGCGACAUGAAAUGCCAUGAGAGUUGUUGCUUUUAACAACUAGUGAAGAGUGAGUCAACAAUUAUUUAUAAACUAAGUCUCAUAUUUUCAGAAUGUUUUUCUAGAUAUUAGUAUAGAAUGAGAAAGAAGUCAAAUAUCUCAGAGGCUAUUGCUGGGAGUCACAAAUGGGAAUAUGUGUGGGCAUCUGAACACGUCCUCACAUCUGAAGCCCAACGUGUAUGUUCAGUGUUCAGCAUGGCUUGGAAGGUAAAUGAUCAAGAGAUGUACUGGAACAUGUUGGAGGAGAAAUUGUUCCAGAGCUGCCAGAACUUCAGCCCUUCAUCUGAGAAAUAUUGUUGUGCCUGCACAAAGUAGGACAAAUGUGAUUGAUGCCAGCUGGCUUGGAAUGAAUUUUCUCUAAAAAUAAAAUAUUGUGUGAUUUGUUGUUGGCAUCCCCAUUAUUGCUAAUUUCUUAAUUUUCUGGAUUUGAAUUUUGAGCAAUGGUGCAUGAACCUAAGAAAAUAUGAAUCAAAUUGGGGUAUGGCCCUGGGAACUCUGGCUUCUACAGACUUCAAUAUAUGUAUCAGCAAUGCUUUGGCUUUAAAUGUUAUUUAUUAGCUGUAAAUAUAUAUAUGUGUACGUGUAAAAGGAGAUUUUAUGUAUUGGAAAGGUUGUGGCUUUCUGCAUUUAUAGACAUGUGGUGCUAACUUUGUACAUGUCUUUGUUAGUGACAGUGUCACUUAGCCAACUUACCCUUAGGAAAUAAUGUAAUAAAAUGGGCUUUUUUAAAACAAAACUUACUUAACUAUGUUAAGAAAUGGAAUCUGCUUUUAAUGAAAUGGACGAAAUUUUAUUACAACACUAAGUCAUUAUUUUGUAUCAUUUUAGUUCUCUAAAAAAGAAAUCUAUUCUUAGGGCAGAUUCAUUCAGAAAAUUUUUAUGGAGUAACCGCUCUUCUUAGUGAAAAAAUAUAGCUUCUAAAAGCUACAGUGAACAUUAUAUUUUAUGUUUUAUAUUUACAUUUGUACAAAGCCUUAGAGAACCUUUGCACUAACUAUAGAGGAAAAUGAUACAGAAUUUUUCCUAAACAAAAUACACCUGACUUUUCUUGCCUGCGGGAUACUUUUUCAUAUGUAAAAUGUUAGAUUAAUAAAAAAAUGUCUUUGACCACUUUCUGGAA
This is a messenger RNA of Equus caballus (horse), 4309 nucleotides long. It is a transcript of the gene LPL, whose product is annotated as lipoprotein lipase. Gene Ontology annotation, biological process: very-low-density lipoprotein particle remodeling; triglyceride catabolic process; fatty acid biosynthetic process. The record is from RefSeq and is a predicted model, not a curated record. Gene Ontology annotation, molecular function: lipoprotein lipase activity; apolipoprotein binding. NCBI's taxonomy places the organism in Eukaryota, Metazoa, Chordata, Mammalia, Perissodactyla, Equidae.